AUGCCCCGCGGCGCUGCCAUGGCCGUGGGCGCGCUGUCCAGCUCGCUCCUGGUCACCUGCUGCCUGAUGGUGGCUCUGUGCAGCCCGAGCAUCCCGCUGGAGAAGCUGGCCCAGGCGCCCGCGCAGCCGGGCCAGGAGAAGCGCGAGCACGCGUCUCGGGACGGCCCGGGGCGGGUGGCCGAGCUCGGGCGGCCCGCGAGGGACGAGGGCGGCGGCGGCCGCGACUGGAAGAGCAGGGGCGGCCGCGGGCUGGGCGGCCGGGACGCGUGGAGCAGGCAGAAGCAGGCCUGGGCCGCCCAGGGCGCCGGGGGCGCCAAGGCCGGGGACCUGCAGGGCCGGGCGCGCGGGGACACCCCGCAGGGGGAGUCCCCGGCCCCCGCCGCGCAGGACGCCGCCCGCGCCGACCCGGCGCCCACGCCCGAGCCGCCCGAGGAGUACGCGUACCCGGACUACCGCGGCAAGGGCUGCGUGGACGAGAGCGGCUUCGUGUACGCCAUCGGGGAGAAGUUCGCGCCGGGCCCCUCGGCCUGCCCCUGCCUGUGCACCGAGGAGGGGCCGCUGUGCGCGCAGCCCGAGUGCCCGCGCCUGCACCCGCGCUGCAUCCACGUCGACACGAGCCAGUGCUGCCCGCAGUGCAAGGAGAGGAAGAACUACUGCGAGUUCCGGGGCAGGACCUACCAGACUCUGGAGGAGUUCGUGGUGUCUCCGUGCGAGCGCUGCCGCUGCGAGGCCAGCGGGGAGGUGCUGUGCACAGUGUCCGCCUGUCCGCAGACGGAGUGCGUGGACCCCGUGUACGAGCCGGACCAGUGCUGCCCCAUCUGCAAGAACGGCCCAAACUGCUUCGCGGAAACCGCGGUCAUCCCGGCUGGAAGAGAGGUCAAGACUGAUGAAUGUACCAUAUGUCACUGUACUUACGAGGAGGGGACGUGGAGGAUCGAGAGGCAGGCCAUGUGUACGAGGCACGAGUGCCGGCAGAUGUAGAAACGGGACCAUAACAAAACAGACGUUUUUCUAGGACAUUUUACGGAUGGGAACCUUCCAGAGGACCCUGGGGAGCAUCCUGCAACGGGAGGAGACGUCGGAUGAGGAACGUGGAAGGUGGCGGCGCUUCUGCGAUCCUUGCUCCCCCGAGAGAAAGAAAUGGGUACAUUUCAAAACGUCCACGAGAACUCGGGGCAUGAGCCCCCUCUCUAAAUAAAUGUGCUAUUUUCACAGUAA
This is a messenger RNA of Nyctereutes procyonoides (raccoon dog), 1218 nucleotides long. RefSeq names its product von Willebrand factor C domain containing 2 (gene VWC2). Gene Ontology annotation, molecular function: protein binding. The record is from RefSeq and is a predicted model, not a curated record. The transcript is spliced from 3 exons. NCBI's taxonomy places the organism in Eukaryota, Metazoa, Chordata, Mammalia, Carnivora, Canidae. The coding region runs from base 1 to 981 and encodes 326 amino acids. Gene Ontology annotation, cellular component: AMPA glutamate receptor complex. Gene Ontology annotation, biological process: negative regulation of BMP signaling pathway.